CCGGGAGGUCGGCGACUCGGUGUCGAGUGUCGACCCGUACUGGGUGCCGCCUCCAUGGUGGAAGCGCGGAGAUCCCGUGUCCGCGGACGGCUACACGCUCAAGGCAAAGGUGCAGGUGGAGGAGCUCACCAAGGAGCUCGCCGGAGUAAAAAGCAGUCGGUGAAGGCACAUCAAGGCACAAUGAACAAUGAGGGGAAAUCUGAGGCAGUCAAAGCCUACAUUUCUCAUGAGACUUAUCAGGACAAGUAUGAGUGUGUGCUGAAGGCCAAUGGCAAUCUGGAAAAGCAGGUUCUAUCCUUGGAGGAGAAGUACGCGAACGCAACACGAGCGAAUGGCAAGCUGGAGGAGGAGGUUCUGUUCCUCAAGGAGAAGUAUGAGGCAAUGCUUGAGAAAAAUACCAGGCUGGAGGGGCAUGUGGCUGCUCUGUCCACUUCUUUCCUAUCUCUCAAGGAGGGCAUGCAGUUUCUGAAUGAUGGGGAUCAGCAGUUGCAGAUCAUGGGAGCAGAGCCGCGUCUUUCUUCUGUGUGCCAAGGAGUACUGCAAAGCUGACAGGAAGGAGAGCAAUGGUAGCGACUGGCGAGGCAACAGAUGCUGCAGCCGCUGGCGCAGGCGACCAGCUCGCCGAUGUCGACGGCGACGGCGGGAAGAGGUCGUCGAGGAAGUGUAGCGAGUGGCCAGACAAGACGCAGCCCUCGUCGCCGUGGACCCUGACGGCGGCGAGAGUCGCAUACAUGGACGAAGACGAGUGCGCGAUGGACGGCGACGGAGCUAACCAAUCACUCUUUACCGGAGCUAAAAUUGUACAGAUCGAGCACCGGAGCUGCUGGCGACGGCAACCGGAGCUGCUGGCGACGGCAACGUACUGUACAGGGGCGGCGAUUUUGCAAAAAAAAAACCUAGAUGGACUACUAUUCACCCUAGGCACGACCAGGUGGCGGUCAAACCGAGCUGGCAGCUGCUGACUCGCCUAAGUCAGCAAAUACGUACACGAAAUCAUACAUACGGACCAAAGUGAA
Molecule: messenger RNA, 1016 nt
Organism: Triticum dicoccoides
Lineage: Eukaryota; Viridiplantae; Streptophyta; Magnoliopsida; Poales; Poaceae
Product: protein AMEIOTIC 1 homolog
Exons: 6
Coding region: 55-549 (164 amino acids)
Source: RefSeq, a predicted model, not a curated record